AACUACCAUCGUAAGUUAUCGGCCCCUGUUUAUGUACCAUUCUAUAAAACAACAAAUAUGGAUUAUUAUUAAAACACUGGUUUUCUUUAUACAGACCCCGACACAUCUGUCACCGCAGUCCAAGCUAUAAUAGUCUUGUCAUCGAUUGUCGAUAUGUCGCCACGUCUAAAAGUUUAGAAAUGUUCAAAGAAAAAGCUAACACCGUGAAUAUAAUUUGAUAAUGAUACGAAGGAAGGCCAAGGAAUACGGUGGUUCCAGUCUAGAACUCGGUGGUGCUACUAACCUGAUAAAGUAUGUCCCAAUGAAGCGGCGGAUGUCUGUAAACAUCGUCAGAUACCUCAUCUUGAUAUUGCUUGGAGUAAUACUUCAUGCUGGAUAUAAACUGAUGUUCAACUCAAAUUCAGAGCGUGAGUACGCCGGAAGUCCCUCUGAUGACGCACUGAACGAUGACGUUGCCGAAACUACAGAAGGCGGUUUCAAGGACAGUCAAAAUCUUGCGUUUGAUGAUGAAUGGGAGCACAAAGAAAAGAUUGAAAACAAAUUGAAAAUACAUUCAAAAACGGUUCUUGAUAAACAUAUGAAAAGUCAAAAAGAAGACGCUACAAUUGCAAAAAAUCUUAACCUUGACAAAGACGUGAAUGUCAAAGAUGAUGAAAAAUCCCAAAAUAGUAAAAUGUUAAACAAACAAUCAAUUGAUAAGAAUCACCAAAGUAACGAAAUGGAAUAUAACGUCAUUAUCGACGAAUUAGAUCCAAAAGAUAACCUUGAGAUUGAAGAUUUGAAAAACGAAAUGAAAAUUGAAAAUGAUAUAGCCAAAUUAAUGGACGAAGACAGAAAUUCGGAAAAAGUGGCCGAAUUGCCAGUGGAGGAGUCCUCGGACCUCAAACAGCCAGUCCAAAGAGAUCCGAAAGUUCAAAAAGAGUUCCAACAAAAGGCUGACAAGAUAGUACGCGUGGUUAAAGGCAACGUCCAGAGCGUCAUUUUGUCUGAGGGCGGCCACCACAGUCACGAAAUCCCGGUGUUUGUGACAGCGGCAUCACAACAGACGUUCGGUCAGAUCGAACACCUUGUGGCCUCCAUCCAGUAUUUCUAUCCCCUGGAAACCCUUUAUAUAUUUGAUCUGGAUCUAAAUGAAGGACAACGAAAAAAGCUGUCUUCGUUUUGCAACGUGCGAAUGCGGGGAUUUUGGUUCAAUCUUUUCCCCAAAUUUAUUCAAGAUUUGUCGAACUAUCACUGGCGACCAUUAAUCAUUCAGACGGCUCUUGCUGAAUUUGGCCACAUAACAUGGAUAAAUCCAGGCUUUAAAGUGAGUUCCACAGUGUUCUCUGAACUCGUCCACAAAUCUGAGGAUCCUGGGGUGCUGAUCAUUGGACAGAGCGCCGAUUACUCCACGUUUGCCGUCACUAACCCCGGGAUGUACAAAUACCUCGCCGUCAACAGAGCCGAUCUCUAUAAGUUCCCUCACAUUGAAAUUAAAGCCAUAAUUAUUCACAACACUGAGGACAUCAUGAACCAUUUCAUGAAAAUUCUUACCGCAUGCGCGGUCGAGGAGCGUUGUCUGACUCCCUUUGGCGCUUCCUCGGACUGUACUUUUGACGUCACGGGCCGGGAGUACGCACAUUGUCACCGUUUUGAUGAGUCCGCGGUAAAUAUCAUACUGAAGAACUGGCUAGGACACAAACCCGUAUCUUAUAUGGUGAAAAGUACGUUUCUUCAGCCGAUUAAUAAAUAUGACAGAGUGAGUCCUAAAGUAUGCAAUAAGUGAAAAGACCAAACUAUACACAUGGAAUACAUCUCGAUGAUCAAGCAGAUGAGUUCCCUGAAGAUUUAUGACAUUGCUUAAACGCCAUUGUAUUAGUCCGACAUCUUUAAUUUGUGAUGUCCUCAAGCAUUUGUACUUAAACCAUAGACGUUCUCUUCGUAAAGCACUACAUGUACAUGUAGUUGUGUCCAAGCGAGAGAAAUAUUGUAAGGUUUUUGCAGGCAUGUCGUAUGUGGCCUUGUAAGUUAAAUUAAUGAAUGUCAGUACUCUGUAUGUAAGGUAAAAUGUGAUCCAUAUUCUUGGUUUUAUUAUGUCAUUAUUGUAUUUUACUAUAGUCAUAUAUACAACUCAUUUGAUAGUGCAGAUAUAAAGAAAACUCAAUUAUAUAAGCCUUACUUUUCAGUACGUCUGCAAUGUUACGUGAAUUAUUAAAUUCUUAAUGAAUACUAAAAACCUCUCUAUACACGUACAUGUAUAGAUACGA
This is a messenger RNA of Magallana angulata, 2246 nucleotides long. RefSeq lists its product as uncharacterized. The coding region runs from base 221 to 1765 and encodes 514 amino acids. Lineage: Eukaryota; Metazoa; Mollusca; Bivalvia; Ostreida; Ostreidae. The transcript is spliced from 4 exons. The record is from RefSeq and is a predicted model, not a curated record.